Messenger RNA from Scophthalmus maximus (turbot), 5474 nucleotides. RefSeq names its product transcription factor SOX-13-like. Gene Ontology annotation, cellular component: nucleus. The record is from RefSeq and is a predicted model, not a curated record. The transcript is spliced from 14 exons. NCBI's taxonomy places the organism in Eukaryota, Metazoa, Chordata, Actinopteri, Pleuronectiformes, Scophthalmidae. Gene Ontology annotation, biological process: regulation of transcription by RNA polymerase II; cell fate commitment. Bases 425 to 2341 code for a protein of 638 amino acids. Gene Ontology annotation, molecular function: RNA polymerase II cis-regulatory region sequence-specific DNA binding; DNA-binding transcription factor activity, RNA polymerase II-specific.
AAGUGGGAGGUGAGCGGCAGGGCGCUGUGCCGACUGUGACUGUGGGAAACCAAACCGCACCAGCAGACAGAAAGUCCCCGAGAGUGCGGAGGUGAGAGUGGAGUUCUGCUUCUCCAAAACCUUUACGCACCGCAGCAGCAUUCCGCCUCCUUCUCUCUCUCUCUCUCUGCCUUUCGUUCUCUCUGUAUCCCACCAAAGAAGAAGAAGAAGAAGAAGAAGAAGAAGAAGAAGAAGAGAAGAAACCGACAACUACCACCCGGCCCUCUCCUGUCUGAAGCAGCGGGAUCAGAGAAGUCGGCAGGCGCACCGGGCAGCCUGUCUCCCCAAGCCCAAGCCCAACCCGGGCAAUCAAAUUGGAAGAGGGGGAGGACGCCAGCUUUGGUUUUGGUUUACCCGCGGAGAGCACAGGGCGCACGAGGACUGAAUGGUUGAUCCCAGCCCUCCAGUGCUGCACCUCUUCUGUGGUGGUAAUGUCAGCAUGGCAGGUGUUGGUGUCAAAGUAGAACAGGAGGAUUCCAGGGAAGGAGGCAGAGUCUUCAACAAUGCUGACCCUCUGAAGACAUCUCCCACACACGACUGGUCAGGAUGUCAGCCACUGGAGGCCCGCCAGCUUACCCCGCCACUGUCCCGCUCCCCUUCGGAGGGCUCUCCAGGUAAGGAGCUGACUCACAGGCAAAGCCCCAUGGGACUGAAGGAGGUCAGGACACAUGAUCGACCAGAAGGGCAAUCCAGCUUCAAGGAAGUAAUGCCAACCAUUGAGAAGCUGCUGAAUGCUGACUGGAAGGAGAAGCUUCUGGAUAAGAGCACAGUGGGGGCAGGGCAGCAAAAAGGCACCCCCGACUCUCUGGCAGAGAAGGAGCUCCAGUUGUUGAUGAUGAUCAACCAGCUGAGCGGUCUCAGGGAGCAGCUGCUGGGGGCCCACUCAGAGCAGAGGAACAUGGCAGCCCUGCUGCUGGAGAAACAGCAGCAGCAGAUGGAGCUGGCUCGGCAGCAGCAGGAACAGAUCGCCAAACAGCAGCAGCAGCUGAUCCAGCAGCAGCACAAGAUCAACCUGCUCCAGCAGCAGAUCCAGCAGGUGAACAUGCCCUACGUGAUGAUCCCGGCUUUCCACCCCAGCACCCAGCCCCUCACAGUCACCUCUGACCCCCAGAUGAGCCUGCCACUGCAACCAAUCCCCUGCAAGCCAGCCGUGGAAUAUCCUAUGCAGCUGCUACCGAGCCAUCAUCCAGCCCCUGUGAAGAGGAGCAGUGGUUCCUUCCGACAGGAAACGAGUCAGCCAUUGAACCUGACCUCCAAGCCGAAGGGGCUGGAGAUGGGCAAGACACCCAGUCAACAGAGCAUGGAUCUGGGAUCGCUGGCACUGCAGGGGACCUACAGGCCCAGGGAUCUCCAGAGAAAAGUGUCCCACAGUCCACCACGAUCUUCUCUCAGUUUCCUUGGAGACGGCGAUGUGGUCACCCAGGCCAUCCAUGAUGCCCAGCAGCUCCUUAAGAGCCACAGCAGCGGAGGGCGAGAGAGGGAGCGAGACAGGGACAGAGAGAGGGACGGUGGGGGAAAGAUGGAGUAUAAAGAAUCUCCCCACAGAGAGAGAAUUUCUCACUCCGAGCGGGGUGAAGACAGACAUGGCUUGCCGUCCACCGAGGACCACCUCAGCAGUGACUCUGAGGGUGCCCUGCCCGUUUCUGUCCCAGGCAGCUACGCCGAGGCUCGGCCCCCUCCCUCCUCAGGCCACAUCAAGAGACCCAUGAAUGCCUUCAUGGUGUGGGCCAAGGAUGAGCGCAGGAGGAUCCUGCAGGCCUUCCCUGAUAUGCACAACUCCUCCAUCAGCAAGAUCCUGGGCUCCAGGUGGAAGGGCAUGUCCAACCAAGAGAAGCAGCCUUACUAUGAAGAGCAGGCGAGGCUGAGCCGGCAGCACCUGGAGCGCUACCCCGACUACAAGUACAAACCCCGGCCCAAACGGACCUGCAUUGUCGAGGGGCGGAGGCUGAGGGUGGGCGAGUACAAGGCCAUGAUGAAGAGCCGCCGGCAGGAACAGAGAGUGACCUACACACACAGUCAAACAGAGCCUCAGCAGAUCCACUACUCCCACAGCGAUGGCCAGUACCCUGGCGCUGCUGGCUCGGUCUCCGUGGCAACCAUGCCCUUUCACCCCGCGUUACUGGAGCAUUACCUGCCACAGGUCCCACCUGCCCCGCGCCGAAUGGAGGGCCAUGCCACGCCCACUUCCCUGCCAAGAGAGAGAGAGAGGGAACGAGAGAGGGAGCGGCCGCUGUGCAGCGAAGGAGAUGAAAGUGAUGGGGGAGAAAGGAGUGAGGGGGAACUGGUUCUCCUGACAGACUGAAGAAAAAAUUAUUAAAAUGGAGGGGCAGCGAGGGUAGUUGUGGAGGAAGGGGUGCUUAGUCAAAUGAGUCAGAGAGUAUGACCCAAGGAAAACAGGGAAAGAUUUAGUUGCCACUGAAUUAAAAAAAUGCUCCUCUGUAAGGAAAUGUCACACUGUACUCCCAUAUGACUUAGCAGUCUCGAAUGAAGGUCUGCUCCUCUCACACACACACACACACACACACACACAAACACAAAGGAAAACUAUUAUUUUACUCAUUUCCUUUUCAUAGGUAUCAUGUCACCAGCUGCUUUGUUUUAAAAACAUAAAUUGAAGUUUUAUUGUCUUUAAUUUCAUAUAAUGUUUAUCAUGUAAUCCCCUAUGCUGCUUAUUUCCAUCCCCAUGUUGAAUUUUUCGAAAACAAAUGGCCCACACGAAUUAGAUUCAGCAGAGGAGAGUGUAAAAGGAACCACAAAACAGAAUCCCCAUGCUCCCCUGUUAGACAGCUGAAGGACCUUCAAGCAGCUGAGUAACUUCUCUCUGGUUGGGCCCGUGAUGAAGCUGUAUGUUAUCAGUGUGUCAGUCCUGCCCUCUACUGGUAAUGGCUGGUUAUUGCUAAAUGAAGACAUGGUCUGUUACAGUUUUUCUCAAUCGAUUUGGCACAUUUACUGAAACAAACUUACUAUUGUCAAAACUUAAAGUACAAUCCUCACACCACGUGGUACAUUCAGCACACAAGUGACCUGCAAAAGGUGAUUACUCAAUCAAUAGGAUUCACUAAUUUUUCUAAUGUAAAUAAAUCCAUCAAUGAAUAAAUCUUUAUCAUCAAAACAAAAGGUUCCUAUAUGAUUGCUUAGACCAAGACAGUGAAAAUGCAAAGACAUCUUGUCAAAUGACAGUGUGCUCUGAAAGUGUGAUAGUUACCCACUGUACUAUUGUCCAAUUGCUAACAUUGUAUAUCUAGGCAGCUGAAUAGUAUUGAUAUCAGCCAUGGCACACACUAAUUUGAGCGUUGAGUGUUAAAGUUUCAUAAAGGUGGGGGACAGAUUUAAAAUAAACAAAAGGUCAAAUGCAAAAAGGCAGAGGUGUGUGUAUAUACUCAUAUAUAUAUAAGUCCUUAGAACGGCAAACACACUGGAUCCUACACUUCCCACAAUGCAACUCAACACCGUUUUUCAUGAGACACACAUUGCCUGGCAAAUGGAAACAAGCUUCACACCCGCAGUUUGUAACUCGGGCUGCUGUAAAUUUGUAGUCCUACAAUGAGACAGCCCCUGGUGCCAUCAAAGAUCGGACUUGAUUAACACUCCUUUUGACAAAAACAACAGAGAAACAAUGGACCUAAAGUGUAAAAUAGGAGGAGCCACUGCUGUGUCUUUCAAUCAGUCUCAUUGGAAAUAAUAUUCAAGUGAAGGGCUCUCUCAGUUCUCCUGAAAGUUUUCCAUCUAAUAUCAUUGAAAUUAUUUUUAGGAAUACCCCCGUUCUGACCCGGUCCUCUUCCUCGCCCUCCUGACAUCACACUGUACAGUUGAGCUGUGCUGUGUUAUGCUGUAUUUGUGUGUAUCAGUUUGCUCCUCAUAGCAUGGUGGGUUGAACUCAGCCCUACCUAUUUGUUUUAUACAUCCAUGUUUGCUUCUAUGAGUGUUUAUUGAUUGUCGUGUUGAGCACCUAGCUGUGUAUUCAAAAUUCGUAUGUUUUUUUUCUCUUUCUUUUGAAAUGCAGCCUCCCACACUGCUGCAGAAAAUAUCCAAAUGAAAAUGAAAGACCUGUUGUUUUUGUCUUGACAAUUUUUUACAUGAUUUUUCAGGAAUUGUCAUUUUCUUGGUAACAGUCCAUCAAUCCUUGCAUCAGCAAAUUGGCAUUCUGUCAUUUUCUCAAAUUUUCUGAAGCUGCACUGGAAUUUGACUGAAAGUGACACUAAAUGCCUUUUUUUUUUUUGGUGGCAGAUCGGUCAGUAGGCUUAACAGUUGUCUUCUCAUUUCAUCUUUCACUCUCCUGUUCCACGAGCAUAUUAGCAGAUCAUCCCCAAAUCCACGUUCCACAUUUGAGAAGGGGCAGCUGACGUAACCCCGCUCUCUUGUGGUGGCCAAAUGAUAGUUAAUGUGACAACACUGGCCAAAGUGAAAGGGACACGCCUAGUCUUUGACGACACCGAAAAUAUCCGCAAGCCCUCAGGAUGUUGGCUGCCGUGCUGCAUGUUAACGAGUUUUGAGUUAUCCAUGUCAAUGCUUACCUUGUUCUUUGGUGCAUUCAUUGAUGGAUUAGAGUAGACUGGUUGAUAGAGAAACUGAUUCUGAAAACCACAACUGCAACAGUUUUAAAGCUGUAGAAACGUUUAAAAAACUGUUAUUUUUGUGUUUUGUGUAUGGUGAGCUGUGUGGUUAGACAUGUUGAUUUGUCUCAUGCUGUCCUGAGGUUUCUUUCAAGUAUGAACACCACCUCAAGUGAUAUUUCCUUUUAUUCUUCUUCAAAGGAAAUGGUAAAUCCUUUGUUCUAAUACUAAAAGGAGAUGCACUAAAAGCUACGGAGGCUAACAGUUUAGCAUAUGUUGUGCUAAGUGGUUGUUCCAAAGUCGAUCAGAUAAGUUAAGACAAGCGGUGACUUAUGUUGGCAGUUUCACGUUCAACUGGUCCGGUGCAAUCAACGUGGAAGACCAAAACGUGUUGAGAACUACGAAACCUCCUUUCAGGCUAAUUGCAGAAGCUAAUUGCAGGUUUUGGCCAACUGUGUGCAUUACAUAUUCUGCAGUAGGCCUAAUCUGUUGCUAACACUUCUGGGCACAUGGGUCAUGUCAGUGUCUUUGUUCUCACCACUCACUGAGCAUGUUGAAAUACAACAGGACUAUAUAACGCAAAGUUGACUUAAGGUUGACAAAUCAAAAUGGCAGGAAAAAACGGAUUCCAGGCGUUGGGUUGUAGGUGCUGUGCAGAGUAAACUUGCUGGUGUUUGUGUACAUAGAUGGAUAUCAGAGGAAAAUGUUUAUCUUGUUUUGGUGGAGACAGAGAGGUCUCCUGUCGUUACCCCUGCUGAUGUACAUAUAGAAAGAGACUAUUUUGUUUAUAAGAGCUUGUGUAAUUUAAAGGUGUACAUUUCUCUAUGUUUUCAGAGUUGUGCGUGUGUUUUUUCUUGAAAGAAAAUAAAUUGUUGGUGUUAA